GCGUUUCGUUGGUGGCUCGAAGAGUAAUACGUUUAAAUGUGAACAUACGUGAAAAUACAACUACCGACAUCUGUCACAAGGACUUGAUCACCUGUGGUCACAAGCAGUGAAAGUGGAGUAGAAAAUAAUGAUGUAAUUAAAGGAUUUUAUGUGGAAUGAAUAGGCUUGAAGACAGUUUGUAAUACCAUUUCAACAUAACGCAUUACUUAAUAACAUCUGUAAAUCAAUAUCUUUCACCUCAAUCCUUAUCUUCGUUCAGAUCUUUACCAGCAGACGACGCAAACAUUUGCCUACUCCCUGUGUCCGUCAAUGUGGCUAAAACACACAAGCGUGCUAUUGAACCACUCAUUCUGUUGAAGUCUUUUCAGAGGAAGUGUUAGUAGCGGACGUGGCCAAACACAAGCGUCAUGUGUGGAAUCUUUGCAUACCUGAACUACCUUACCCCAAAGACCCGACGUGAGAUUUUGGAGCUUCUCGUCAAUGGGCUGAAGAGACUUGAAUAUCGUGGUUAUGAUUCUGCAGGAGUGGCGUUGGAUGCUGCUGAUGGAAAGGACAUUUCUAUUGUGAAGAAGAAGGGAAAAGUGAAGGUUUUGGAAGACGAGAUUAAUUCAAGGAUAAAUGAGUUGGAUUUUGAAGGCACCACUGAUAGUCAUGUUGGAAUUGCACAUACACGUUGGGCAACACAUGGUGUUCCCAGUGAAGUCAAUUCCCAUCCCCAACGCUCUGAUGUCAACCAUGCUUUCGUAGUUGUGCACAAUGGUAUUGUUACAAAUUACAAGGAUGUUAAAGUGUUCCUCUUGAAGAAGGGUUACCAGUUUGAAUCAGAGACCGAUACAGAAGUCAUUGCUAAGCUGGUGCAUCAUAUCUACUUACAGAACCCAAACUGUUCUUUCAGGGAGCUGAUAGAACAAGUUAUCCAGCAGUUGGAAGGAGCAUUUGCAUUAUGCUUCAAAAGUAAGCAUUUUCCUGGUGAGUGUGUUGCAACUCGUCGAGGUAGCCCUCUGCUGGUUGGAAUAAAAGCUAAGACACGUCUGGCUACUGAUCAUGUACCAAUUCUGUACAGCAAAGAUGAACAACCUGUAGCAACAGAUGCAGAGUCACAAAACCCAGAUCACCGACCCCAUGGUAGAGGUGACUUGCCAAUUCUUCCCCGUUCUGACUCGACAGCAGAGUUCCAGCCACUGGAAGAUAAGGAAGUGGAAUACUUCUUUGCUUCUGAUGCUAGUGCUGUCAUUGAGCAUACAAACAGGGUGAUUUUCUUGGAGGAUGAUGAUGUAGCUGCAGUGAAGGAAGGUUCUUUGAGUAUUCAUCGGCUCAGAAGAUCACUUGAUGACUCUCACUCUCGCGAAAUUAUCACUCUUAAAAUGGAGAUCCAGCAAAUCAUGAAAGGUAACUACAGCUCUUUCAUGCAGAAAGAAAUUUUUGAACAACCUGAAUCAGUUGUGAAUACCAUGAGAGGGCGUCUUAACUUCGAGACCCAGACUGUUAUUCUUGGUGGUAUAAAGGACUACAUACCUGAAAUCCGCCGUUGCAGACGCUUGAUGAUGAUUGGAUGUGGAACAAGUUACCAUAGUGCAGUUGCAACAAGGCAGCUACUGGAGGAACUCACAGAACUUCCAGUCAUGGUAGAAUUGGCAUCUGAUUUCCUUGAUAGGAAUACUCCUGUCUUCAGAGAUGAUGUAUGUUUCUUCAUAUCACAAUCUGGUGAAACAGCAGAUACGCUAAUGGCGUUACGUUACUGCAAAAAUCGUGGUGCUCUCAUUGUUGGUAUUACAAACACUGUUGGCAGUUCCAUCUGUAGAGAGUCACACUGUGGUGUUCACAUCAAUGCUGGACCUGAAAUUGGUGUUGCAUCAACCAAAGCCUAUACAUCACAGUUCAUCUCUCUUGUAAUGUUUGCUCUGGUUAUGAGUGAAGAUAGGAUAUCCCUUCAGGCACGUCGAUCAGAAAUUAUCAAGGGACUCCAGCAUCUGGAUGAGCAGAUUAGAGAGGUUCUGAAGCUUGAUGAGAAAGUUGAAGAACUAGCCAAAGACUUGUACCAACACAAAUCAUUGCUUAUCAUGGGAAGGGGCUAUAAUUAUGCAACCUGUAUGGAAGGAGCGCUUAAAGUAAAAGAACUGACAUACAUGCACAGUGAAGGUAUCAUGGCUGGGGAAUUGAAACAUGGGCCUCUUGCACUUGUUGAUAAUAAUAUGCCUGUCAUUAUGAUUGUUACAAGGGAUCCUGUUUAUGUUAAAUGUAUGAUUGCUCUGCAGCAAGUAACUGCACGUGAGGGAAGACCCAUUAUCAUAUGUGAGAAAGGAGACAGAGAGACCCAAAGUUUUGCAUCUAGAUCCCUCGAGGUUCCACAUACUGUAGACUGUCUUCAGGGUAUUCUGACUGUUAUCCCAAUGCAGCUUCUUUCUUAUCAUAUUGCUGUACUCAAAGGAUGCAAUGUGGAUUGUCCAAGGAACUUGGCAAAGUCUGUAACUGUAGAGUAACAGCAGUGGUAGUAUAUUGAAGCAGCUGAUUCAACAAUGAAGAAAACAUCUCUUUUUGACAUCUGAUAACAUACUUCAUCUGUUUUGACAUCCAUUACAAAUUGUUAAAUUUAGUCUACUCUCUAGACUAUAUUAUUUUUUAAUAUAAAUAAUAAAAGAGAACUUUUAAAGUCAAUUCUAAAAAAUAUAUUGAAACUGUGAAUUGCCAAAUUUUCAGAAUUUCUAUGCUGAGAGCACUUGGGUAAGUGGCCUACUUAGACUGGCUAUUCUUUUAUGGUACAUAUUCUCCUGCUUUAGUAUAAUGGUAUGGAUGUCUACUUUGUCUGUGUUUACACUGACUGUUCCCUCAGCUCCUGUGUCUCUUUACAUUACUGAGCUAUUAUUUAUUCUUUUAAAUCCAUUCCUCUACUUUUCAAGUUCAAGAUGGCAGUACAUGCAAUUUGCAGUGAUUAAUUCCAUUGUCAUCCAAAUUAUUGCAACUUUAUUAGCUGACUAAUGGAUUAGAUCCUUAGGUCAUCUAAAUUUUGGUUUAAUGGCCUAUGCCAGGUGAAAGUUUCAUUUUGUUUAAUUAUAAUAUUCAUUCUGUGAUGGAAUAUCAAUAUAGUGAGCAUGUUGGGUGUGUGUGUAGUUAAAUAUGUGCAUGCAUUUAUAUGUGGCAGGUAGAUGGAUGAAAUAUGGUAUUUUAUUGUAUGCUAUUAUGACUUGGAUGCAAUGAAUAGAUGGUCAUUAAGUAUCUUAGAAUUAACACGCAGUAAAUACGAGUAUGUUAAGGGAUCAAUCAAUUUAAAAAUCAGCGUUUAUAUUUCAGAUUUAUUCAGUGAUCAAUGUAUAGCAUUUUGGAUGUUAAUUUUAAAAUAUCUUAGUUAAUAUUGAAAGAUUAUUUAUCAUGUUAGUUGAUAGAUAUUUGUCUAUAUUAAUAUUUUCCAUGAAAUAUAAAUAUAGAAGAAUAUUCCAAUCACAUGUGGCAUAUGAGAUAUAUUUUGUAACAGGUGAACAAUGUACUUAGGUAUUUUAAGGUAAUUUUCUGCCAAGGGCUUCAUCAACAUAACUCAUUAAUUUGCAACAUAUAUAUAUAUAUAUAAAACUCAUUUUGUUUGGAUUAUGGUAUAUUUCCUCAUUGCUUGACACUAAAAUGAAAUUUAAAAGUGUUUCAUUUUUAAAUGCAUUCCAAUGAGAGAUUGUGUUAAUAAAUGUUUGUCUAAAUAA
Molecule: messenger RNA, 3686 nt
Organism: Cryptotermes secundus
Lineage: Eukaryota; Metazoa; Arthropoda; Insecta; Blattodea; Kalotermitidae
Product: glutamine--fructose-6-phosphate aminotransferase [isomerizing] 2
Exons: 16
Coding region: 408-2480 (690 amino acids)
Biological process (GO): fructose 6-phosphate metabolic process; UDP-N-acetylglucosamine metabolic process; protein N-linked glycosylation
Molecular function (GO): carbohydrate derivative binding; L-glutamine:D-fructose-6-phosphate transaminase (isomerizing) activity
Source: RefSeq, a predicted model, not a curated record